AUCGCACACCACAACCGCCGCAGCACCAGCGAUCUCUCCGCCGACCAGACGAUCUACGAGCGAGGAGGAAGAUGAGUUCCGGCGGCGGAAGGGGCAAGGCGAAGGGCACCAAGGCGGUGUCGCGGUCGUCCAAGGCCGGGCUGCAGUUCCCCGUCGGGCGUAUCGCCAGGUACCUCAAGACCGGCAAGUACGCCGAGCGCGUCGGCGCCGGCGCGCCCGUCUACCUCUCCGCCGUCCUCGAGUACCUCGCCGCAGAGGUGCUGGAGCUGGCCGGGAACGCGGCGCGCGACAACAAGAAGAACCGGAUCGUGCCGCGCCACAUCCAGCUCGCGGUGCGCAACGACGAGGAGCUCAGCCGCCUGCUGGGCGCCGUCACCAUCGCUGCCGGAGGGGUGCUGCCCAACAUUCACCAGACGCUGUUGCCCAAGAAGGCUGGCGGCAAGGACAAGGCUGAGAUCGGUUCCGCCUCCCAGGAGUUCUAGGUGGCCGUUGCCUCCGCUGCUGGCGGCGGCUUGUCCGAUAUGAACCGCGGGGCCACUCCUUGAAGCUUCUUCGAUUAGUACUACUAGUGUCUUGUUUAGGUUAGGUUAGGUUUUCUGAUGGAUGGUGGAAAGUGGAGUUUGCGGUCAAUGAAGGUUUCAUGUAUCUAUCAAUCAGUCUUGAUGGAAUGGAUGAAAUGAUCGGUUGCUUAUCUUGUUGAGUUGUUACUGAUUGUGGUCCGUGAUUGUUCUGUUUGACAAA
Molecule: messenger RNA, 741 nt
Organism: Phragmites australis (common reed)
Lineage: Eukaryota; Viridiplantae; Streptophyta; Magnoliopsida; Poales; Poaceae
Product: probable histone H2AXb
Exons: 2
Coding region: 72-482 (136 amino acids)
Cellular component (GO): nucleosome
Molecular function (GO): DNA binding; protein heterodimerization activity; structural constituent of chromatin
Source: RefSeq, a predicted model, not a curated record